Molecule: messenger RNA, 3646 nt
Organism: Scomber scombrus (Atlantic mackerel)
Lineage: Eukaryota; Metazoa; Chordata; Actinopteri; Scombriformes; Scombridae
Gene: tcerg1b
Product: transcription elongation regulator 1b (CA150)
Exons: 21
Coding region: 1-3063 (1020 amino acids)
Cellular component (GO): nucleus
Molecular function (GO): transcription coregulator activity; RNA polymerase binding
Source: RefSeq, a predicted model, not a curated record
AUGGCGGACCAGGCAGAGAGCGAGGCUAUCGGGUUCAGCGACAACAGAAUGGCACAGCAGGCGGUGCGCUUCCGUGGCCCUGCAUCUGCACCUGCGCCUGCCCAGACCCCGGUGUUACGUGGCCCACCACCACUCCUAAGGCCACCGCCGCCUCCUUUUGGGAUGAUGAGAGGACCUCCGCCACGACCCCCCUAUGCACGUCCACCCUUUGACCCCAACAUGCCACCCAUCCCACCACCAGGAGGCAUGCCCCCACCUAUUGGACCUCCCCACCUUCAGAGACCCCCGUUCCUCCCCCCUCCCAUGGGUAACCUGCCCCCGCCUCCAGGGAUGUUGUUUCCUCCUGGUAUGCCCCCCGUCCCUGCAUCUGGAAACCCUGCACUUAACCCUGCAGAAGAGAUCUGGGUAGAGAACAAGACGCCAGAAGGAAAGGCAUAUUACUACAACGCCAGGACCAGAGAGUCAUCGUGGAGUAAACCAGAUGGUGUGAAGAUCAUCCAACAGUCUGAACUCAACCCCCUUCUUGGGACCGCAGUGCCGGGUACAGGUGUGGGGGUGACUGCAGCUGCAAGCUCAAGCAGUGUCAACACUACAGCCAGCACGGCAGCAGCAGUCUCCCCUACUCAGGCCCUGUCCACAACCACCUCCCGCACACACACCUCCAGUCCAGACUCCAUUAACACCUCUGCCCCCUCUGUGACCAUCGCAGCCACUGUUGUAGCAGACCUUAACUCUAUUGCCUCAGUGACCUCAACUGUUGCUGUGUCUCCAGUCACUGUGGUGACUGUUUCCACGGUGCCAUCACCUGUUACGGCAGUGCAGACCAUGCCACUGCUGCCUGCAGCCAUGCCUCACAGUGUUGCCCAGACCACUGCAGCCAUACCUGCCUUCCCCCCUGUCAUGGUGCCACCUUUCAGGGUGCCUCUGCCAGGCAUGCACAUCCCUCUACCAGGUGUAGCAAUGAUGCAGAUAGUAGGUGCACCCUGUGUAAAGGCAGGCCCCAGCGCCAACGGUAUGAUCCCUGGUAUGGGCCCGCCUUUAGUUUCCAUGAUGCACCCACAGCUGGCUCUCUCGGCAGCUCCCGCCUCCAUGGCCGGAUCAUUGCAUCUCCCUGAGUGGUCAGAGUACAAAACAGCUGAUGGGAAAACGUACUACUACAACAACCGAACACUGGAGUCCACUUGGGAGAAGCCACACGCCGUGUUGGAGAAAGAAAGAGAAGCAGAGAAGAUCAAGGAGCGUCUGGCCCAGGAAGAAGCUGAGGCAAUGGAGAUGGAGGACGAAGAGAACAAAACAGAGAACACUAACAAUGUCAAGGAGGAGCCUAAAGAAGAGGAGAUGACAGAGGAGGAGAAAGCAGCUCAGAAAGCCAGGCCUGUCGCCACCAACCCCAUCCCCGGCACGCCGUGGUGCGUGGUGUGGACGGGUGACGAACGUGUGUUCUUCUACAACCCGACAACGCGGCUGUCCAUGUGGGACCGGCCGGAGGAGCUGGUUGGUCGAUCUGACGUUGACAAGCACAUUCAGGAGCCUCCGCACAAGAGGGGCCUGGAGGACAGCAAGAAGACAGGCGUCAGUAAGGAAGAGCCAGAAUUAGCCAUUGCUACUGAAGAGAAUCAGGAUGAAGAGCCAACCAAAGCCAAAAAAAGGAAGAAGGAAGAUGUGAAGGAGGCCGAUACAGAGAAGGAAGCAGCGAUGGAGGCAGAGCUCAGAGCUGCCAGAGAAAGAGCUAUAGUGCCGCUAGAGGCUCGGAUGACACAGUUCAGGGAAAUGCUGCUGGAGAGAGGGGUGUCUGCAUUCUCCACUUGGGACAAAGAGCUUCAUAAGAUCGUGUUUGACCCUCGGUACCUUCUGCUCAACCCUAAAGAAAGGAAACAGGUGUUUGAUCAGUAUGUGAAGACACGAGCAGAAGAGGAGAGGAAGGAGAAGAAGAACAAGCUCAUGCAGGCCAAAGACGAGUUCAGGAGGAUGAUGGAGGACGCCAAGCUCACACCCAGGACAACAUUUAGUGAAUUUGCGGUGAAGCAUGGUCGAGACCCCCGAUUUAAGACCAUAGAGAAGAUGAAGGACAGGGAGGCAAUCUUCAUCGAAUUCAUGACUGCUAUGAAGAAGAGAGAGAAAGAAGACUCAAAGUCCAGAGGAGAGAAGGUGAAGCAAGACUUCUACGAUCUAAUAAGUGAGCAGCACAUGGAGGGAGGCCAGCGGUGGAGUAAGGUCAAGGAGAGGCUGGAAACAGACCCUCGGUAUAAGGCUGUGGACAGCUCCGCACUCAGAGAAGAACUUUUCAAACAGUACAUGGAGAAACAGGCAAAGAGCGUGGACAUCGAUAAGGAGCGAGAGCUGGAGCGGCAGGCUCGUAUCGAAGCCAGUCUCAGAGAGAGGGAGCGGGAGGUGCAGAAGGCCCGAUCAGAACAGACCAAAGAGAUCGAUCGAGAGCGGGAGCAGCACAAGAGGGAGGAGGCCAUCCAGCAUUUCAAAGCUCUCAUGUCUGAUAUGGUACGUUCUUCAGAUGCGACGUGGUCAGACACACGCCGUAACCUGCGGAAGGACCAUCGCUGGGAGUCGGCAUCACUCUUGGAGAGAGAAGAGAAGGAGAAGCUGUUUAACGAACACGUAGAAGCACUGGCCAAGAAGAAGAAAGAACAUUUCAGGCAGCUGCUCGACGAAACCAGCAUGAUCACGCUGACGACUACAUGGAAGGAGGUAAAGAAGGUCAUCAAAGAGGACCCUCGCUGUAUUAAGUUCUCCUCCAGUGACAGAAAGAGACAACGGGAGUUUGAAGACUACAUCAAAGACAAGUACAUCACAGCUAAAGCCGACUUCAGAACCCUGUUAAAAGAGACAAAGUUCAUCACAUACAGGUCAAGAAAGCUGAUCCAGGAGUCAGAGCAGCAUCUGAAGGAUGUGGAGAAGAUCCUUCAGAACGACAAGCGCUACCUUGUCCUGGAGUGUGUCCCUGAGGAGCGCAGGAAGCUCAUCAUGUUCUAUAUCGAAGACCUAGACCGCCGUGGCCCACCACCUCCCCCCACAGCUUCCGAGCCCACCCGACGCUCUACAAAGUGACCAACAAAAUCACCUUCUCAGCCGGUGCCCUACUCCUCCUUGCCCUCCUUUGGCCAGAGCAUGACCUCCCCCCAACACCCCCCGAACCCCCUCCUCUAGGCCCACGGCUGGCCUCGCAGUGUUAUCGCUGUGGGUUAUGUUGCUUAGAGAUGUACCAUAGAGAUGAACGGUUAAGAUCUCUGUGUUAUGUCGCCUCUUAGCCCUGAAAUAGCCCAGCAUCUAAGGCAAGAGCAGGGAACAGAGGUUACCUGAUUUCAAGGUGUCCCUUGACCCUUUCACCUCUGACUGACUUCAUUGGAGGGAGAGGGAUAGUGACAUGGCUGCUGCCCGAGCAGCCACAGAGGUGUAAGAUAGCUGAUGUAAAUCAAGUUGAGUAUGUGUGAGAAUGUGUGUGUGUGUGUCUGUGUGUGGUGCGUGCAUGAGCGAGUGUGAGUGCAUGAGUCUGAGGCAUCCUUAAGCCUUACUGCUCCACUGUGCCAGUCAUUGUUUCAGCGGCUCAGUGUGAAUGUUAGUUUAUGCUCAGUGGUUUACUCCGAUGUUGCAGCAGUUUCUCUGUUGAAGUAAAUAAAGGCAACUUCCACUG